GAACCGAAUCAGCUGCUGCCCGUUUGCUUCAAAAGUUGCCUGGAGCGGUCUCUUCUGAAAAUUUUCGGCGAAAUCGGUGGCCUCACCACGGUGGAUGUUCUGAAAUUUGACGCCCCCCGAGCAAGAGCCAUAGUCAGAAUUCCGUCGGAUUUUUACGUCAAGUUUAGAGCGGCGACAACACUAACUGGAAACUUUCAGGACAUACCGUGCAAUUUCGUUGUACAUAAAGCGUGUCCGAUCCUGCUUGGACUGACCGAGACACAUUUGGAGUAUUUCAAAGCUAACUGAUUGAACACUAGAUUCGGAAGAUGUCCCUGUGCAAGAGCUUCGGUAAGGACAAUGUGAUAUUUGCCCUCGCCGAGGACCAUGCGACACCGAGCACGGUGGAACUGCCGGAACCGGAAGCCAGUCCCGGCCUGAUACUGGAAAACGGGGACAUCAACUGGAACUGUCCUUGCCUGGGUGGAAUGGCAACUGGGCCGUGCGGUGUGGAGUUUCGUGAGGCUUUCUCUUGCUUUCACUAUAGUGAAGCACAAUCCAAAGGAUCAGACUGUUAUGAUGCGUUCAAAACGAUGCAGGACUGUAUGGCGAACUACCCGGUGGUAUACAAGCAGAACCUACAAGACGAAGAGGACGGCGGUCUGGAUUUGGGUGCCGUGCUAGAUGAAGAUGAGGAGGAUCCGGAUAAGCAAACGUUGAAACAGGUGUUGGAAGUUAGGUAG
Molecule: messenger RNA, 722 nt
Organism: Aedes albopictus (Asian tiger mosquito)
Lineage: Eukaryota; Metazoa; Arthropoda; Insecta; Diptera; Culicidae
Product: mitochondrial intermembrane space import and assembly protein 40-B-like
Exons: 1
Coding region: 309-722 (137 amino acids)
Biological process (GO): protein import into mitochondrial intermembrane space
Cellular component (GO): mitochondrial intermembrane space
Molecular function (GO): protein-disulfide reductase activity
Source: RefSeq, a predicted model, not a curated record